CUGGCGCAGCGCCGCCCCCGGAGCCCGCGCACCGGCGCACAUCCGCGCACCGGCGCACCCCGCGCACACCCGCGCACCGGUAACCCUCCAGCCAGCUUCUAGGGCCUGGUCCGCCAGGCGCCCGCGCUCCCUGGGCGGACCCCGGCCUGCGCGCCCUAGCCGGCGAUGGCUCCACUUGGAUACUUCUUGGUGCUGUGCAGCCUGAGGCCAGCGCUAGGCAGUUACCCGAUCUGGUGGUCCCUGGCUGUUGGGCCGCAGUUCUCCAUGCUGGGCAGCCACCCGGUCCUCUGCGCCAGCAUCCCUGGCCUGGUGCCCAAGCAGCUGCGCUUCUGUCGGAACUACGUGGACAUCAUGCCAGGCGUGGCCGAGGGUGUGAAGGUGGGCAUCCAGGAGUGCCAGCACCAGUUCCGGGGCCGCCGCUGGAACUGCACCACCGUCAACGACAGCCUCGCCAUCUUUGGGCCGGUGCUCGACAGAGCCACCCGGGAGUCUGCCUUCGUCCAUGCCAUUGCCUCGGCUGGUGUGGCCUUUGCCGUGACCCGCUCCUGUGCAGAGGGCUCGGCUGCCAUCUGUGGCUGCAGCACUCGCCACCAGGGCACACCAGGUGAGGGCUGGAAGUGGGGUGGCUGUAGCGAGGACAUCGAGUUCGGCGGGAUGGUGUCCCGAGAGUUUGCAGAUGCCCGGGAGAACCGACCAGAUGCCCGCUCAGCCAUGAAUCGCCACAACAAUGAAGCUGGGCGCCAGGCCGUCGCUAGCCACAUGCACCUCAAGUGCAAGUGCCACGGGCUGUCGGGCAGCUGUGAGGUGAAGACCUGCUGGUGGUCACAACCUGACUUCCGCGUGGUGGGCGACUUCCUGAAGGACAAGUACGACAGCGCCUCGGAGAUGGUGGUGGAGAAGCAUCGCGAGUCGCGCGGCUGGGUGGAGACUCUUAGGCCCCGCUACACCUACUUCAAGGCGCCCACUGAACGCGACCUAGUCUACUAUGAGGCCUCGCCCAAUUUCUGCGAGCCAGACCCGGAGACUGGCUCCUUCGGCACGCGUGACCGCACCUGCAACGUGAGCUCGCACGGCAUCGACGGCUGCGACUUGCUGUGCUGCGGCCGUGGGCACAACGCCCGCUCCGAGCGGCGCCGUGAGAAGUGCCACUGCGUGUUCCACUGGUGCUGCUACGUGCGUUGCCAGGAGUGCACGCGCGUGUACGACGUGCACACCUGCAAGUAGGCUCCACACGGGGCUUGGGACACAAGGGCCAGGCUGAACAGGUGGGGCACAGCGGAAUUUUCUGGAGGCGUCAGCUCAGGAUGUCAGCGUCAGGCUGGCUCCGCGCCACGCCUCUGGACCUGGGCACCUUCUCUAGUCCCUCGCAUCCUUCCUCUGCUGGAAGGUUCCUACCUUCCGAUCAGGACUCCCCCGAACAAAGCCUGCAGCCUCCGCGUGCGCCCAAGCACUGAGCUCAGAGAAAAGGGCGCCUGCCUCUGCCCUGCACGCCACAUGCGGACCCCCCACCACCAACCUGGGAAUGCCCCUCUAUCCCUGCCCAGCUGUCCCAGCUCAACCCACGGCUCCCCAGAGAUGCCGGCCUCAUUUUUGACGGUUAGGAGACUCAGGCCUCAGUGCAAGGGCACACUGCAGACAGAGGCCCUGAAGCCCUCUGUGGCCAGGACAGGCCUGGGGCGUCAUCCAGAGCUUCUGAUGAGCCGGCCAGUGAAGUAGCACCCACCCCCCACCCUCCACCCGGGAGAACUCUGCUUGGCCCUGCCACUGUGAAUCGUCCCCUGCAGGCAAGAAGGGGCUGGCCAGAAUGGGCUCUGCGAGUGCCAAGAGGACAUGCGUGACUGUCCUUCCCUGGCAUUUGGAUUUGUGGUUUUAAUUUUAUUUCCAAUGCUGCUAUAUCUACCAUUCACUGGAGUUAGACAGAUAUGUUGUUUCAUUUUGAUUUUUUUUUCUUUCUAUGAAAGAAAUUAUUCUAGUGAUAGCACAUGAGUUUCAAAUGAUGCGGAAAGUCGAAGAAGAAACAGUCCAAUAAGCCUGUGGUUUGUACUGGAAUUUUUCCUUUUAUCUUGCCUGUUUUAUAUUUUUGUUACGUGUAUUAACUGUAUGUAUAAGGAGGCUUCCUGUGAUGUUUCCCCAAGUGCGGAGCUGUCCAGUCAGCCUGGCAGGUAACAUUUCCUGUCCUCACAUUUGGUGGGUCUGUAGAAGAGGUCCCAGCCUGAAGCAUGGCCAGGUUUCCAGAGAAAGCAACUCGACCUGGGUGCUGAGCCUGAGGAGGAAGUGUAGGCCAAACUGGGGAGAGAGUGGAGUCGGGGUGGAGGAUAGGGAGUGGCACCAGAGCCUUCAGUGUCCAGGACGGGAGAAGGGGCAGGUGAAGAGGCAGGCAAAGUGGUGAGCGGAGACCGCUUAGGGUUACAGCGCGGAGGGACCGUGGGCCAGGCCACCUCCCUGUGUCCCCGCCUACUGUGUGUGCCUAUUCCCUUGGGCUGUGGUGUGGCCCGGCUGCUCAUAUCCUGGAAGUGGAAAGUCACCUGGACCCUGAGAGAGGGCUGGCUACCAGGUUGUCCACAGCUUUGGGGGGCAGUGGAGAGAGGUGGCCCUUCCCAGAGAGCUCUGUGCCCAUCAGCCUUCCUAGGUGGCCCCUGCCUACCUUACUCAGGAGUGGAUACAUUGUGGAAACGGGUCUUACCUCUCCCUGUGGCCCUACCAAGGUCUCUGUUGCCUUCUCUGCCCUUCCAUGCCUGUACCCAGAUUGUCCCCACUUCCCAAUGACCAGGCAAAGCCCAGGGCAGCAAAACCCAGGGAAGCUGGGGGAAUGGUUGAAGGCAGCAGGUCCAGUCCAGCAUGGUCACUCUGCACAGACACUUGCAGGCCAGCUGCAAGACAGGGCUGGGGGACGGGCCCAAUGAUCUUCCCCACCUCUGCAGCACCGAUGGUGGAUAUGGCGGCAGUGAUCACUGUGAACCCUAGGAGCAGGAGAUCUAUGCUACCUCAAGGCACUGGAGAGGAGCUGGGAUCAGUUACCCUCCAAAUGGGGAGGACCCAGACCCCCAUCUCUCCAGGGGAGAGUGUACUGCUGGCCUAGGGGGAGAUAGGCACACAGUCACCAGGCUGUGAGAGCCAAGAAAAGAUGCAGCUUGGCACAAAGCAGUGCCCUGCCAGGCCCUCUGUCCCCAGCACAGGGUCCUCAGAUCUGCCAGCCACAGGAUGCCCAUAGGAGAAGGCUGGCUUGUGAGAACAUGAAGAGAGGAGUCUGAAGCUACACGUGACCUGCGGGGGCGAGGGAGGGAGGUCCUAUGGGGUCCACCAGUGUGAUACCACCCGAUGUUAUGCUUCCCUGGCUUUGUGUCACAAUCAUCCCAGCCUCCUCCAAGAAGUGUGGGGGUCAGAGGAUUCCCAGAGUCAGUGUCACAUGCCUAGUCAGGCCCCCAUGACACCCUCACUGUCCCCCUUGGCCACCCACUGGAAGACUGUCCCCUAUCCCCCACCCGUGCUGUCAGCUGUGUCUACUGUACCAUAUCCUGAGGACACCCAGUGUCCCAGCAGAGUGCAGGAGGAAUAACGCCCUACACAAACAGAGGGCAAGGCAAGGGACAGCCAGGAGGACAAGGGUAGGGCCGGGAGUGGGCAGCGUGGGGACACAGGCAUGCCUCAGAGGGUGGGCUGUGACAGGGAAGUCACUGGGACCUGGUCCAGACCUCCCAGCCUCACAGAUAAUGGAGCAGCAGUGCCCCAUCAGACUCCUGACACGGGGAGCCGAUGGCCCAGGAGCAUUGGGAUGGGAUGUGCAGGAGUGUUCCACUCCCUUCCUGUGGCCUCAGAGUCCUACCCUAUUCUGGGCUCUGGCUGAGGACAGGUAGCUUGGUACUUCCAGCCCACAGCCUCCUCCUCUGGGCAUCUUGGCCCUGCUGCACCCCACUCUCCUGUGCCAAGCACACCCCAGGUCACUGGCUUCCCAGAGCAAGAUGACCUACACCAGCUAGUGGGGGACAGCACUCCACUGUGAAGUAGAGACAGGAAGACAGGUGUCCACUCUCAUUCCAGGUAGCAAGUCACCAGUGGGAGGGGACUGGCCCUGGACCAUGACUGUAAGUGGGAGUCUCCAGGGCAGAGAUUGGGUCCUCUGACAGGCCAGUCCCAUAGACUUCAAGCAUCCUGAGGCACUACAGUAGUUGGCACCUGCAGGGGUACCACUCCAGGGCCCCAGAUGAGGAUGGGUGUGACCCUGGGGGGAAGCAGGGCAGAGUCCCUUAGAAGUGGGGAUGUCCGGAGACUGGUACCAUGGAGGGAGCAGGACCACAUAUCCACUUCCAGACUGGGCCACCUUGGAAAGCCAAAGGCCCCUCACACCCAGGCUGUUUGUCCCACUUAGUCCGGGGACAGGGCAGCACUGGCCUGAGAACACCACAGGCUCUCCAGGGUGGCCGAGGGCCUCCAUGCCAAUGGUCUCUGUGGCCCAGGGGAUGGUGUUAGGCUGGCCCUUCCCAUCCACACCACCAGGACCCUGGGGUGCAGAGGGCAGAUUCCACAAGCAGCUGACCAAGGAAUAGGGCACGAACAGCCUCAGGGCCACAAGACAGACCCAAUUAAUAGCUACAGGAACCAGAAGACGAAACCAUCCACCCUUUGGGCCUUUGAGUAGUAACUCUCAGGGGUCCUGCUGGCCUGAGCUGCCCACUUCGAGGCUCCUCUGGGGAUUUACAGCCCCCUCCACCACCCCAGGAGGAAAUGAGCUGGCUGGCCUGUUCACAGGUAGUUGAGACAGCCCACGAAUAACCAUAUAAAAGACCCGGAGGUUGUAGCCCAGCCUCCUGUGAAUCUCACACUCUGGGCUUUGAAGUCCUGGAGGGGGUGUGACCCACCCCUACCUGGGGCCCUCAUGCUGAUACCCUCUGCCUUGCCAUGGACUCAUUGCUUCUGGGUCUUGGGCACUUGGCAUCCUCCUGCAGGAAGGAGGGGGUGAUGUGCCACAGCUAGGUGGCAGCUGUGUGUGUGGGUGACUGAAGAGUCCAGGCCAAGUCACAGGGGUGAGCACCUGGGGCAGGAGGCAUCCAGGAAGUCCCUGGGGCCACCCUGGAGAGGUGACCAAGCUGAAGUCUGUCCCUGGGCUGGGGAGGGAGAGAACUGGAACUCCUCCAAAGACAGCCAGGCUGCUCUGUGGGCCUCAGUUAACCCAUCUGCAUGGCCACUGUUGAGUCGGGCAAGGCUGGCCCCAUCCUAGGGCACUGAGAAGGAAUAACAGUCUCACCGCAGAGAUUCCCUGUGCUGACACAGGCCCCUCCCUGGGAUUCAGCAUCUCAGUGGAUGCAGAAGUGGGCAUGGAGCCAUAGCCCUGAGCUCAGAGCUGGGGUUUUCACGAUGGGGUCUUGGUGCCAGGUAGAGUGCCAGGCACUCAUCCCAAGAGGGAACCCUAGAAGGGGGCAUAGAGACACCUGGAUCCCACCACACUGUCCAGAGCUCUGGCCACAGCCCCUGCCCUCUGACCCUGGGGUUGCCCUUCCUGAGUGCCUCCACUUACUUGCCCAGGAGGAGAUGGGACACAGCCCUGCCCAGGGGCCUGGCUGAUGGUUGGGGACAGGGACCAGGGACAAGGCCUCACACCCUCCAGCUCUCUCCCUAACAGCCACCCACUCACCCUCUGGAUCUGUCAUUCUCCCUAGAGGGGCGCCCUGGGACAGGAUCCUCGAGGUUACAGCCAUCUCGUGGUAGGAACUAGGCACCACUAGGGUACCCCGUGCAGCCUUGCUGGGCCAGAGCACCAGCCAGGGUCCAGGCCUGGUCCCAGUCCCAGGGUGCCAGCUUUCAGGGUGACACCCCAGGCUCAGGUGUUGGUCCAGGUCCACCCAGAGAGUUGUAUCAUGUGCCCCUUGGUGACUGCUAGAUCACUGUUGGACAAAAAGGCUGCUACCCUUCAGAGAAGCCCUGGGAGAUGCCAGGAGUGUGGGGGCAGGGUGAGGAGGCUGGGGAAGCCUGGAUAGGGUUCCCAGCCCAGCCCGGUACCGCAGGCCAGGCGCAGUUGGGUGGGCGGGCAUUGGGAGGG
Molecule: messenger RNA, 6034 nt
Organism: Cavia porcellus (domestic guinea pig)
Lineage: Eukaryota; Metazoa; Chordata; Mammalia; Rodentia; Caviidae
Gene: Wnt3a
Product: Wnt family member 3A
Exons: 4
Coding region: 166-1224 (352 amino acids)
Biological process (GO): neuron differentiation; cell fate commitment; canonical Wnt signaling pathway
Cellular component (GO): extracellular region
Molecular function (GO): frizzled binding; cytokine activity
Source: RefSeq, a predicted model, not a curated record